CAUUCGAAGAAGUCAUCGCGCUCUGCAGCGAUUCUCUCCCAAACCCAAAUCUGAAUCCAAAACUAAAUCCCUCUUCUAUUUUUUUCACUGUGAAAACAAAGCAUUCCCACCGAUACCGAAGAUUCAUUCCACUGUGAUUCUGCACAAUCACUCCUCCAUCUCGACAAGAUCCUUUGAUUUUCGUUUUUGAAGUUCUGAAAUCUUGUCGUGAAGGCAUGAGACUUGAUGAUGAUGCCUUGGGAGGGGAGAUUGGCGCGGUGUUCGCCGUGUCUCCACCUCUGAAAUCUCCGGCAACUGUAGCGGAGAGCGAUGACGACGGAGAGGAGAUUUUCGUGCCUCCUUUGAAUUUCUCCAUGGUCGAUAAUGGCGUUUUCAGGUCCGGUUUCCCUGAUUCUGCCAAUUUCAGCUUUCUGCGUUCGUUAGGGCUCCGCUCGAUUGUAUGUUUGUGUCCCGAACCAUAUCCAGAAGCGAAUGAUGCGUUUUUGAAGGCUAAUGGAAUUCGGCUCUAUCAAUUCGGGAUCGAUGGAUGUAAGGAACCUUUUGUAAACAUUCCAGAGGAAACAAUCCGGGCAGCACUCAAAGUAGUCGUUGGUAUAUCACAAAAAAUCUAAAUUUCUGCAUGAUACAAUAUCCCUUGCUUAUAGAUUUCUUGUUUUGCUAUCUGCUCAUGCAUGUUCUUGACUUUACGAUGCAGAUGUAAAGAAUCAUCCGCUUUUGAUUCAUUGCAAUAGAGGGAAGGUAAUUUUAUCUGCUCAUGCAUGUUCUUUUUUUUUCAUUGUUACUUAAAUGAGUAUUUUGCUAACUUUUUGAGUAAUUUCUGUCAAUAUCUUUGUUCAGCACCGUACUGGAUGUCUUGUUGGAUGCUUAAGAAGACUACAGAAAUGGUGCCUGACUUCUAUAUUUGAUGAGUACCAGCGAUUUGCUGCAGCCAAGGCAAGAGUGUCAGACCAGAGGUUUAUAGAGUUGUUUGAUGUCUCUAGCUGCCGUUAACAUUUUCAUCCUCGAAGAGAAAAGCUAGCAGCAUAUUAGGAAUGCCCAAGUUAUCACAGCCAAAGGAAAGAAUAAGAGUUCAUGAUGUGUUUUAGUUUAGGAUUAGUGUUUUCUUCUUUUGCUUCUUUGGUUAUGGAUUAGUGCUUUCUUAGAGUAUCUAUUUUAUCUGCUUUUGAUAGGAAACCCCAUACCCGUAGCUUACCCGUUCUUGUAUACCUAUUGUAUUAAGGCAUUAAUUAAGCCAAUUAAGACCAAAAACAAGGAAGGCAAUGAAGCUCAAAUAAAUUAAACGUUGGCAAUCGGCGUAAGCAAAAUCGGGCCUCUCAAACCUAUGAAGAAACCUGUUAUUGCAGCGGUUGGGCUUUAUGAUUUUUGGGCCGAAGUUGGGCUUUAUAAUUGAAAAUGCCAUUUAAAGUGAAUUUUAAACACAUGCAGGGCCCAUUAAGUUCAAUAAAUCUGCACUGCAAUUGUUGCUGAAAUUGUAAAUGUAGUAAGAGAUGGAAUUGAAUCAUGUUGUUGUUGUACCACCAAACGCCGCAACAAUGGCCGAGUGCUGUAGCUUUAGAAU
Rubroshorea leprosula is the source of this 1558-nucleotide messenger RNA. Lineage: Eukaryota; Viridiplantae; Streptophyta; Magnoliopsida; Malvales; Dipterocarpaceae. The record is from the annotation of a GenBank genome assembly.